UCACAGAACAUUAGAUUAACUGUCUCAUGGAUCAAAACAUAUUAUUCAUCAUUUUGUCGUGUUUUGUCGCCCAAGGUCUGUCUUUGAAAUGCAUGACCCCGGACGAUGCUCGAUAUCUGACUACUGAUCAAAGUAUUCCCGCUAGAUGGAAGGAGAGAGGCAGGUGGCACACUGGAGAUUUCUUUCCUUCGCCACACAACAGCUGGGAAUUUUCAAAAACUUCUGUGCUGCAUCUGACGUCAGAGGAAAAUGGUGCGAAAAUGUGGUGGCUGAAGGACAAGCUGAAUGAUUACUACAUGCUUGUGACGAAAGAUUUGUCAAACAUGCUCUGCACUCUGAUGGGGGCGGGGCUUCAAAUAGCCUGGGCACCAGUAAACGACGAAACAAGAUUCAGCGGGUAUUGCCAUUGGAUAAUCAACGUAGACCCUGAUGACCCAGCGAGAUUUCAAAUGCGGAACGCGGAACUCAAACUUUCGCUUGGCGAUAUCGGUGCCGUGUUCCUAAAUCGCUCUGGUUUGUACUUCGACUACGCCACCAAUGAGGUCAACGAUCCCGCGAAUCACGUCGAUGAAAGUAUGACGUGGUGGAAAUGGCGUCAUGAAGGACUUGAAUUAGAGGAUAUGACGUCACUGCCUGAUAAAUGCGAAACAAAUGAAAUAGGAGUCCCGCUGUUCAUGGCCGAGGAGGAAAGCCCACUCGGAAGAUCUCUAGGCGGAAGAAGGCGGAAGAGGGGGUCAAGGUUCAAGUUCCUGACAAGUACAAAGUUCGCGUCAUGUGAUGAGGAUCGCUGGUGGCUUCACAACAAGAAAUGUUAUCGAAUCUACGUCGCUCCUAACCUUGAUCACUACACAACGACUAAUGUCUGCCGAGUAUUGAAAGGAAGAGUUGUGCAGCCCAAGAGCGCCUCCGACAACAACUUCGUUCGAGCUUUGAUCAAGAAUUUCGCUCGCGGAAAAGGGAUGUAUUGGCUCGGUGCAACAGCGCCACCUAUCCGAUCAAGAAACUUGAAAGCAGAUUUCAGUGAUGGACUCGGAAAUAUGCGGUACACUAGGUGGCACCCUAAAUCUAGAUUUUUGCCCUCCCACAGAUGCGUCGUCAUAUCCAAUGGAUUCUGGAAUUCAACGACUUGCAACCAGACAGCCGGCAGAGUCAUUUGCGAAAGAGAUGCUGUCGUGAGAGAACUCCCAAAAUCUUCAACAUGCGGAAAGAUACAAGAACGAGGAGUCGAUGCAGUGAUGGCUGCACAGGCCGGAGUGGGGACCGUCAGAAUCGUUGGGGGAGAUGACGCUUAUGCAACGCAGUUCCCGUGGCAGGCAGCAAUUCGUUUCAGACACCCGAUAAGAGUGAGAGGCUACAAGGGAAGAGUCUAUCACAAUUGCGGGGGCGCGCUCAUUGAUUCUUGUUGGGUUCUGAGUGCUGCCCAUUGCUUCUAUGACAGCAAUCCGAAGACCUACAUCGUCCGUUUGGGGGAUUUGAACAACAAUAGAGUCGACGGUACCGAGCAAGAGUUUGAUCCGCAGGAAAUAAUCGUUCACGAGGACUACACCGACAUUCCCUCACAUAGGCAGGAUAUCGCUCUGAUUAAACUAAAGAAAAAGAAUGGACGGUGUGCUAGAUAUACUCGCCAAGUUCAACCGGUCUGUCUCCCAACGAUUGAGUUUGAUAUUCCGGAAGAUGGCGCUAUGUGUCAAGUAAGCGGGUGGGGAGUAACGGAUACAAGUAAAGGACAAGGAUCUGCCGCCGAAGUUCUGCAAUGGAUCAGCGUUCCAACAAUGCGUGAUGAUAUUUGUUCGAUCAAAUACAACAAACCUGAUAAAUCGGUCUAUUUCUUACGUGACGUCAUGUUUUGUGCAGGAUAUAAGACUGGAGGAAAAGAUUCGUGUUCGGGAGAUUCUGGAGGACCAUAUGUUUGCAGAGGAAGUGAUGGGAGAUAUGCGGUUGCAGGAAUAGUCAGCUUCGGCAUUGGAUGUGCCCGUAAGAGCUAUCCUGGAGUCUACACCCGUGUGAGACAAUUCUUACCCUGGAUUAACGAGAAGAUCAGUGAAAGAGGGGGCUAGAUGACGUCACAUGGGGAUGACGUCAGAAA
This is a messenger RNA of Styela clava, 2086 nucleotides long. RefSeq lists its product as uncharacterized. Gene Ontology annotation, biological process: proteolysis. The record is from RefSeq and is a predicted model, not a curated record. Gene Ontology annotation, molecular function: serine-type endopeptidase activity. Lineage: Eukaryota; Metazoa; Chordata; Ascidiacea; Stolidobranchia; Styelidae.